Messenger RNA from Schizophyllum commune H4-8, 2370 nucleotides. Its product is annotated as translation initiation factor eIF-3b. The record is from RefSeq and is a predicted model, not a curated record. The coding region runs from base 35 to 2227 and encodes 730 amino acids. The transcript is spliced from 6 exons. Gene Ontology annotation, cellular component: eukaryotic translation initiation factor 3 complex. Gene Ontology annotation, biological process: translational initiation. Gene Ontology annotation, molecular function: RNA binding; translation initiation factor activity; translation initiation factor binding. Lineage: Eukaryota; Fungi; Basidiomycota; Agaricomycetes; Agaricales; Schizophyllaceae.
CUUCCCCGACACUGUUCCCGACGCCGUACCCAAAAUGCCAGGCCUUACAAAAGAUAUAAACGACGACGACAUCGAUUACUCGGACAUCGAGGCCAAGUACCAGGUCGAGUACGACGAGGGCUUGGAUAACAUCGUCGUCGUCGAUGGCGCCCCCGUGAUCGACGCCUCCAAGAAGGAGCGUCUAGUGACCAAGAUAUGCAAGGAUUUUGGUAAAAAGGGCGUGCACGUUAAGGCCGACAACAUCUUCAUGCCAUGGGACGACAAGGCGGGCAAGAGCAAAGGCUACAUCUUCAUCGAGUUCCGCAACGCCGAGGAGGCCGCGAUGGCCAUCGCGAUCCUGAACAACCACGCAUUCGAUUCGAAGCAUACUUUCAAGCUCAACCUCUUCACCGACAUCGAGCGCUUCGCGAACCUUGAUGAGACGUACGUCGAGCCGAAGACGGAGGAGUACCAACCAAGAGAACACCUGCGCGCCUGGCUUGCUGACGGACGCGAUCAAUACGUGACAAACCGCGGCGACGAUGUCGAAAUUCACUGGCACGGCAAGCGGGAGCAAUGCGAGAUUGCGCACAAGCCUAUGUUUAAAGAACCCUUCCUCUACGUUGCCUGGUCCCCCCUCGGCACCUUCCUCGUCACCCUUCAUCGCCCCGGCGUGCGGUUGUGGGGCGGCAACUCUUGGAAGCCGCAGCAGCGUUUCGCCCACCCGCUCGUCAAGCUCAUCGACUUCUCACCUUGCGAAAACUACCUCGUCACCUGGUCGAACGAGCCGAUCACCAUUCCCGAGGGCGCACCUCAGGGCCCGCAGUUCCUCUCGCCCGACGACGAGGGCAACAACAUCGCCGUCUGGGACAUCAAGUCCGGCCACCUCCUCCGCACCUUCCCCUCCGUCGAGGCCGAUGCCGCUGGCAAGAAGCAGAUGCCGUGGCCGAUUCUGAAGUGGAGUCCCGACGACAAGUUCGUCGGCCGUGUAACACCUGGGCAGAUGAUCAGUGUCUACGAAUUGCCGAGUAUGGGUCUUCACGGAAAGAAGAGCAUGAAGAUCGAGGGUGUCGUCGACUUCGAGUGGUGUCCGCAGGGUGACAAGGACAAGGAGGAUGCGGACAAGGACGCGAAGGCGGCGGCGUCGGGUGGAAAGACGGGCGCGAAGAAGGCACGGGACAACAUGCUCGUGUACUGGACGCCUGAAGUGCAGAAUCAGCCCGCACGCGUAACUUUGAUCAGCUUCCCGAGCCGGACCAUAUUGCGGCAAAAGAACUUGUUUAACGUGUCCGAGUGUAAACUUUACUGGCAAAAUCAGGGCGACUUCCUUUGCGUCAAGGUCGAUAGGCAUACGAAGACCAAAAAGUCGAUCUUUUGCAACCUCGAGAUCUUCCGCGUACGCGAGAAGGACUACCCUGUCGAGGUCGUCGAGCUCAAGGACACUGUCACUGACUUCUCCUGGGAGCCGAAGGGCGAGCGCUUCGCCAUCAUCUCCACCUCCGACCCCAACCUUGGCAACCCGGGCCCGGGUGUCACCAUCAAGACCGACGUCUCGUUCUACCAGCUCGACCGCACAAAGAAUGACUUCAAGCUGCUCAAGACGCUCUCCGGCCGCACCAGCAACGCCAUCCGCUGGUCACCGCGCGGUCGCCACGUCGUCCUUGCCACCGUCGGCUCCUCCACCAAGUCCGAGCUCGAGUUCUGGGACCUCGACUUCAACAACGAGGACCGCCCCGCGGGUUCGUCAAACGAGUGGGGCUCCGGCAUCCAGCUGCUCGGCACCGCCGACCACUACGGCGUCACCGACGUCGAGUGGGAUCCCAGCGGUCGCUACCUCGCCACGAGCGCCUCCGCCUGGUCGCACACGCUCGAGAACGGGUACGCGAUCUGGGACUUCCGCGGGCAGGAGCUCGAGAAGCACAUCCUCGACCGCUUCAAGCAGUUCAUCUGGCGCCCGCGCCCGCGCACGCUGCUCACGCGCGAGCAGCAGAAGCAGAUCCGCCGGAACCUGCGCGAGUACAGCGCGCAGUUCGAGCAGGAGGACGCGGAGGCGCGCAGCAACGUGUCGGCGGAGCUCAUCGCGCAGCGCAGGCGGCUGGUCGACGAGUGGAACGCGUGGCGGCAGCAGUGCAAGGCGGAGCUGAAGGCGCUCGGCGCGAAGGAGGAGGGCAAGGAGGAGGAGGCGAAGGAGGAGAUCGAGGUGUGGAUCGAGGAGGUCAUCGAGCAGACGGAAGAGGUGAUCGAGUGAGCGGUCCUUGUACGAUUCGGUGUUGUAUCCUAUGCUGUAACAUGGUUCGAAUCGCCCAAGGACGCGUUGCGCAUUCUUUGCACUCAACACCCCGCUGUAAAUAUUGGCAGGCCCCUCGCCGGAUUGGCUAGAACCAAUUCGUA